AUGACGACGCUGCCCAAGGAGAUCGGGACCAUGGACCUUGAAGAGCGCGUCUCGUACAUUCAGUCGGCGACCCGCGACAAGAGAGAGAGCACCAACGACGACUACGUCGAUGCCAAGACGCCGAUGGAUCUCGAGGACGGUGCGCUCGUCGCUGGUGGCGCGCUCGCAAUGUUUUCGCGCGAAGCGCUGGGUCUCUUUUCGCAGUACUUUGCGAUCGGGAUUCUCUACGGCAUGCUACCGGGGCUCAACUACCCAGUCUUCAACAAUUACUUGCACAUGGAAGGCUACCAAACUUCUGCGUACGGUGUCCUCGUCACGCUUGGCUGGUCGUUCAAAGUGUUUUACGGCAUGCUCUCGGACUGCGUGCCCAUCUUUGGCUACCGCCGCAAGCCGUGGAUGCUUCUCGGGUGGGGUGUCGCCACACUCUGCCUCUGCAUCAUGACGUUCUCACCGUUUCCCGCGCCGUACUGCGACGCCCGCGAAAUCAAGUGCCCCGCGGUCACGCCGCCGCUCAAGAACCUCACGGCAAAAGGCUGGGACAAGUGGUACAACUUUGAGGCGCCCAACGGCGGCACCAAGUUCAUCGUGCUCUCGGUCAUUGUUGGCUUUGGCUACGUCAUGGCCGACUGCGCGGCGGACGCAAUGGUCGUCCAGUACGCCCAGCGCGAGCCGCUCGCGAUUCGCGGCCGCACCCAGACCGCCAUCUACAUUCUCCGCUACCUGGGGCAAAUGGUGUCGCAGAUCUGUACGGCGUUCCUUCUCAACGGCAAGGAGUACGGCGGGUCGUUCAACUUUGCCGUGAGCGUCAACGUCAUGUACGGCAUCUGCCUCGUGCCGUGCGCGCUCAUCGUCUUCAGCACCUUCUUCAUCCUCGUCGAAGUCAAGACCGAGCGGACUCCGUUCCGCGCGUGGGUCGCCAACUUUUGGGGGCUUCUCCAGAGCCGUGUCAUGUGGCAGAUCUGCGCCUUCAAGUUCUUGAACCAGGUCUUUGGCGCGUUUGGUGCGACGCCGGCGACGCCCAUUGCACGCACGUGGGCUGGCGUCGAGCCGCUCAACGAAGCGCUCUCCGGUGUCCUCGGCUCGUUCAUUGUGUCGGUCAUCAUGGCGAUCGUCGGCAAAUGGGGUCUGCACUGGAACUGGCGCUGGGUCAUUGCGCUCAGCACGGUUGGCAUCCUCACCAUCGAUGCGUGCGUGGUGUUUGUCACGAUCUGGGAAGUCUUUCGCAACCAGUGGUUCUACAAUGGCGUUGCGCUCACCGAGAACGUGCCAUCCGGUAUCCGCUUCAUCGUCGCUACGUACUGCGCGGUUGAGAUUGCCGAUGUGGGCAACGAAGGCGCGACGUACGGCUUGGUGACGACGGUCAACAACCUCGCGACGCCGUUCGCGUCGGUCCUCUUCAAGCUCGUCGACUCGUUCUUUGAUGUGUCCCAGACCGACAUUGGCCGCGACGACACGCGCGUGCGCUGGGAGGUGACGUACACGUUUCUCAUCUCGUAUGCCUCCAAGCUCGCGGCGCUCGGCUGGCUCUUUAUGCUGCCACCCCAAAAGGCCGAGAUGCAGGAGCUCAAGAAGCGCGGUGGCAAGAGCAAGCUUGCCGGUGCCAUCUUGAUUGCGAUCUUUGUCAUUGCGCUCGUCUUCUCGGUGUCGACCAACUUUAUGUCGAUUUACCCGUCGACCAAGUGCUAUCGCAUCGCCGGCGGCAAGGGUUACUUCCCCAACGGCACGUGCAUCAAGUAGAUCACCAUUGCGUCGCUUGUAUCCCACCAUAAUGUCAGUGUCGUCUUCUUCAUGC
This is a messenger RNA of Saprolegnia diclina VS20, 1792 nucleotides long. RefSeq lists its product as hypothetical. Bases 1 to 1737 code for a protein of 578 amino acids. NCBI's taxonomy places the organism in Eukaryota, Oomycota, Saprolegniomycetes, Saprolegniales, Saprolegniaceae. The record is from RefSeq and is a predicted model, not a curated record. The transcript has a single exon.